Colletotrichum fioriniae is the source of this 1329-nucleotide messenger RNA. Lineage: Eukaryota; Fungi; Ascomycota; Sordariomycetes; Glomerellales; Glomerellaceae. The record is from RefSeq and is a predicted model, not a curated record.
AUGGCAUUGGUCUCAGAGAAGCCCGCUGGCUUUGCUGAGCUGUCUAAAAACAAGAGGGUCUUGGCUUGGUGCCUCCUAAUUUUCAUUCUACCCGUCAACUUCGGGUACGAGCUCGCACUCGUUGGCAACAUCCUCGCGAUUCCUGCCUUCCUUGACCGCUUCGGGACGACCACGGCAUCCGGUAUCAAGGAGAUUCCGACCCAAGACCAGCAAAUCCUCAAUGCCUCAACUACUGUUGGUAUUGUCCUAGCAGCAUAUUGUACCGGAUUUAUCUCGGAUAUUAUCGGGCGUCGCAUGGUAGUCAUAUGUGGUUGUGUUCUCUGCAUUGCCGGGAUCAUCGUACAAGGCUUUGCGAACUCAAUCUUGAUGCUCUUCGGCGGCAAGCUCAUCAGCACCGUUGGCUAUGGUCUGGGCCACGCUCUGGGACCCGUUUAUGUCGCUGAGAUUGCCCCAGACUCUCUACGGGGAGUAUGUCUCAUUCUCAUCAACACGAUGAUCGUCAUUGGACAGUGGUCUUGCGCCCUGGUCGGCUACGGCGGGUCCUUCAUCAGGAGCGACUGGGGCUGGAGGUUGCCUGUGCUCGCCCAGCUGGCCCCUCCGUUCUUGAUGCUGGUACUUGGAGGGAUCUUACUCCCAGAAUCCCCGUCGUGGCUGUUGAUGAAAGGGAGACGCGAGGAAGCUGGGAAGUCACUACGCAAAUUCAACGGCCCAAGACACAACGUGGAAGAGAGUUUAGCAAUCAUGGAAGCAACACUCGAGAAGGAAAAGGCAUUGAGCCAAGGUGGUGCGUCAUACUUGGACUGUUUCCGAGGUACCAACUUGCGCAGGACUACGAUCGUUUGCAUGGUGUAUUUGACCCAGCAAUUUGCUGGUGCUCAGCUGGUUGUGGGAUACCUAUCAUACUUCUUCACUAUUGCUGGGGUUGGCAACCCUAUCGGUAUUGCCCAGUUUCAACUUUCGAUUGGUGCUGUCGGGUAUGCUGUAGGUGGCGAAACUGCAUCCCCUCGUCUUCGUCAAAAGACCUACUCCAUCAAUGUGAUGAGCAACACAGCGGCCGCAUGUCUUGUCACGCAGCUCAUGCCGUUUUUGAUCAACCCCAGCAACGCUAAUCUCGGGGGCAAGGUUGCAUUCGUCUUCUUUGGACCGUCGCUGCUGUGUUCUAUCUAUCUCUACUUCUGCUUCCCAGAGAUGAAAGGCCGCAGUUACCUGGAGCUGGAAAACAUGUUUCAGAAGCGAUUGCCAACUCGAGAGUUCAAGAACUACCAUUCUGAGAUUGAGACCGUCGAGGUGGAUGAUGGGGAGAAGGUUGCGGUGGUCCUGAAGGAUUGA